AUGGCUCGGAGAAACAAGGCGCCCAAGGCCAAGGAGCCCGAGAUCGACGACGACAUCCUCGACGAGGACUCGGAGGUCGACGAGUUUGAGAACUACAAGCCCGGCAUGGCCGAGGAGGCGUAUUCCGGCGAGGAGGAUGAGGACGAGGAAGGCGAGUUCGAAGGGGAGUUCGAUUCUGAGGACGAGGGCGACGGAGUCGGCAUCUACGAGGCGGACGACUGGGACGACGAGGCUUCUGCGUCGGACUCUGACUCGGAGGACGAUGACGAGGGGCCCAGCAUGCUGCAGAAGGGCCUACAGGAUAUCCCACUGGACACGCUGCGCAAGGCCCAGAAGGCGCUGAAGGGCAAGGGGAAGGAGGUGGACGAAGACGACGGCCUGACGGCCAAAGAGCGCAAGCUGCGCGAGGCUAAGGCGAAGCUCGCUAGCCUGCAGCGCGCGAAGGGCAAGGCUGGUGCCGUCGAGUCUGGCUCGGACUCUGGCUCGGAAGACGAAAGGGACGAGAAGCGCGAUGGUCGGGCACAGAAGCGCGACAACAAGCAUGCUGGCGAUGUCGACGAAGAAGCAGUGAAUGCCGAGCUGCACUCGAAGGGAUACGCGUUCCUCCCCGAGAUGCUCGAGAAAGAGCGCUCUCAGCUCAAAGACGAGGUGAAGCGCCUCUCCAAGCUGGAGAAGACGUGCAAGCUCGUCGAGAAGCCGGGCGUCACGGCUCAGCGUGAGGAGAAGGAGCUCCAGCUGUCCAAGGUCUUGAACCGCCUCAGCAGUCUCCGUCGCGAGCAGGCCGAGCGCGAGGUGCUCUCCAAGGCAAAGCGGGAAGAGCGCGAGAAGCGCGAGCAGGGCAAGGGCGCUUGGUUCAUGAAGAAGUCGGAGAAGAAGGAUCUGCUUCUCAAGGCGCGGUUCGAGCAGCUCGAGCAGAGCGGCGGCAAGAAGGCUGUCAACAAGGCGAUCGAAAAGAAGCGGAAAAAGGUCGCGGGCAAGGAGAAGAAGUCGAGGGCCAUCAUCGAGAACAGCAACAGGGGCAGCAGGGGAGAUGGCAGCAAGCGGAGGCGCGUGGUUUAG
Messenger RNA from Trichosporon asahii var. asahii CBS 2479, 1059 nucleotides. RefSeq lists its product as uncharacterized. The transcript is spliced from 5 exons. NCBI's taxonomy places the organism in Eukaryota, Fungi, Basidiomycota, Tremellomycetes, Trichosporonales, Trichosporonaceae. The record is from RefSeq and is a predicted model, not a curated record. Bases 1 to 1059 code for a protein of 352 amino acids. Gene Ontology annotation, biological process: maturation of SSU-rRNA from tricistronic rRNA transcript (SSU-rRNA, 5.8S rRNA, LSU-rRNA). Gene Ontology annotation, cellular component: nucleolus; 90S preribosome.